Molecule: messenger RNA, 1573 nt
Organism: Chrysoperla carnea
Lineage: Eukaryota; Metazoa; Arthropoda; Insecta; Neuroptera; Chrysopidae
Product: solute carrier family 25 member 35-like
Exons: 4
Coding region: 100-1029 (309 amino acids)
Source: RefSeq, a predicted model, not a curated record
AUAGUUUGUUAGUGGUAUGUGUGAUAUCGUUAAUUGUUCUAAUGAUAGAAAGUAACAAUUACGUAUUUUUGGAAAUAGUAAUUACAGAUAUUAAAAAGGAUGGAUUUUGUAAUAGGUGGUGUGGCAGCUGUGGGAGCUGGCCUGUUCACUAAUCCUUUAGAAGUUGCAAAAACACGGAUGCAACUACAAGGAGAGUUAUUAGCUCGUGGAAAAUAUGCAAUACAUUAUAAAAAUGCUCCUCAUGCUUUAUACAUAAUAGCAAAAAACGAAGGGAUAUUAGCUGUACAAAAGGGUUUAGUCCCUGGCUUAUGGGUACAGUUGUUUCUUAAUGGUUUCAGAUUAGGAACAUUUCAAUUUGCACAUUCACACGGACUUAUAAGUGACAAAGAUGGGAAACAAGUGUUAUGGAAAACAAUGAGUGUAGCUUGUGUUGGUGCUGUAUUGGGCGCAGCUAGUUCUAGUCCAUUUUUUUUAGUAAAAACUCGCUUUCAAUCGCAAUCUACAAGUGAAGUAGCGGUUGGUUUUCAACAUAAGCAUACAGGAAUGAUAAGUGCAUUCCAACACAUUUACAAAGAAUAUGGAGUCAAAGGUUUAUUUCGAGGGCUCGACGCUAGUAUAUCCCGUUUAGCUGCUGCAGGCACUGCACAGUUAACUACCUUUACAGUAGUGAAAGAUUGGAUGGUUUCCGAGCAAAUCUUUACCAAACAUCCAAUAGCUCAAUCUUUUUGUGCUUCAAUGGUUGGCGGAGUGGCUGUAUCUGUUGUGAUGACACCGUUUGAUGUUAUAUCUACAAGAUUAUAUAACCAAGGUGUUGAUUCAUCGGGAAGAGGAUUGUCAUAUGACGGUUAUUUUGAUUGUGUUAUGAAAACAUGGCGCAAAGAACAUUUAUACGGUUUUUUUAAAGGAAUAGGAGCAAAUUACUUAAGAUUAGGACCACAUACUGUAUUAUGUCUAGUAUUCUGGGAUGAAUUAAAUAAAUUUUAUAUUACAUUCAAUGAAAUAAAAAAGUCAAAGCAAGUAAUUAGUUGAUAUUAAUUUCUCAUGCUUUAAGAGUUAGUACCCGGCUGAUUGACGAUAUUUUUACUAAAUCCAUGCUUUCGUCAAUUACUCUCUUAUAACUAUGUUUUAUAUGAAAUGGGUUCUUUUUCUAGUUGGUGAUACCUGUCGAAUUACGCUGAAAGGCCUAAAUCUUCGACCGAGCUCAAUGUUUUAAUAAUAUAGAUAACUUUUUAUUUCCUACUAUUGUAAAUGAACAAUAACAGUAGCAAGCAGAGUGGCUCUAUUUUAGAUAUUUAAUACGAUUUCUAUUAAAUUUUUGCUGUUGUAACAUUGUAAUGUAACAAAUUCCGAUAGAUGCCACCAGUUAGAAAAAUGAAACCUGAUUUCAUGCACAGAGGUCUUUAAAACAGGGUAGUUCACGAAAGUAUAAAAUUUGUUAAAAUAUCGUAAAUCUGUCGACCAUUGGCUCUUAGACCAACAGGCUCAUUGUAAUUUUGUAUCAUAAAAGUUUAUCAUGAGUAUUGUUAUACGUAAAUAAAAAACAUUGUGCAGAACUUAAUUAAAAUAUUAAGUA